Molecule: messenger RNA, 2231 nt
Organism: Salarias fasciatus (jewelled blenny)
Lineage: Eukaryota; Metazoa; Chordata; Actinopteri; Blenniiformes; Blenniidae
Product: protein HOMOLOG OF MAMMALIAN LYST-INTERACTING PROTEIN 5
Exons: 7
Coding region: 163-1542 (459 amino acids)
Cellular component (GO): nucleus
Source: RefSeq, a predicted model, not a curated record
CGGAGUCUGCGCACUUCGCCUUUUCUCGUCACUCCGAAGUUUCGGGAGCGCCGCGGAGGAAGGAGGCAGCGCCGCGCAGCGCAGCGCCAUUUUUAUUCUGUGUCCUUCUGUCCCUCACCCUGCCCCUCUGUCCCUCAGCGCGUCCUGAUUGGCCGGUUUGCCAUGGAGAGCAGAGUCCGGAGCAAAGCGAAGUGGCUGGACGACGACGAGGACUUCCGGCUGGGUGGAGGAGGAGGUGGAGGAGGUGGAGGACGGGCGGGGCUGAGGGCCAAACCCAGGUUCACCUUCUCCGAGGUCAAGAUGCUGCUGCAGUCGGUGAUGAAGAACCGAUACAUCGUCCUCGGGAAGUUUAACCAGGGCGUGUCGGCCGAGACCAAGAAGCGGACCUGGGCCGACAUCACCCGUCAGAUCAACGCUCUGGGGGAGAACCAGCGAGAGGUGCGUCAGAUCAUGAAGAAAUGGGCCGACCUGAAGUGUGACGGGAAGCGUCGCAUCGCCGCCCUGCGAGGUCCGAACGGCCUACACAUCCGCAAGAAGACGCUGGGCCCGGUGGAGAAGAUGGUCCACAAGAUCCUGAUGAUGACUCCUCAGGGAGACGCCGACAGCGAUCUGGACUUUGGCGACGACGACAACGUCCCGAAGCGUCUGAGGAAGAACGUCCCCACGGACGCCUCGUCGUUCUCCUACCUCAGCCUGACGGAGAACCUGCCCACCCCGCAGCUGGCCGCCCUGGACUUUUCCCCCAUGUCCUCGCCGGAGAAAGACCCCAGUGAAGCGUCUCCUGACUUGGACCUGGCUGAUGAUGGAGACUACGGCAUGGACUUCGACGACAACGACGACUCGCUGUUCUCCUCGUCUGUCCCGCCGUCGUCCUCCACCUCUCUGGACCCGCUGCCGGACGACGCCCUGCUGAGGGUCCGCCCCGUCCACACCUACUCCCGGAGCGGCCAGAACCAGACCCAGACCCAGAACCAGACCCAGACCCAGACCCAGAACCAGAACUCCUCCAAGCCUAUCGAGGCCGCCUCCUCAGCCCCUCCUGCUCCUCCUGCUGCUGCCCCUCCUUCUUCACAGUCUCCGCCUCCUGUUAGCGAAGCCGCUGCCGCCGCCUCCUCGUCCUCCUCCUUCCCCCCUCCUCAGACCGCUGGCCCCGCCCCCUCCCCCUCCCCCUCCAGCCAUCCACAGCCUCCUCCAGCCCCUUGCUCCUCCUCCGCCUCUUCCCCGUCCUCGUCCCCCAGCCCGGCGGACGGGCCCCCGGUGGCGGCGGCGGCGGCAGCGCAGCGCGCGGCUCAGAUGGCGAGCCAGAGCCUGCAGCAGCAGCGCGCCGGCCGCCUGCUGCUGGCGUCGGUGUCGCGCUCGCUGGAGCUGCUGGCGCAGUCGGUGCAGCUGCUGGUGGAGAGCCAGCAGGAGUUCGUCCAGGAGUCGCUGCUGCUGCAGCGCGAGACGGUGGACAUCCUGAGGGACUUCUCCGGCACCGCGCUCGCCAUGCUGAGGGACAAGGGCGGCGCCGGCCCGCUGGCGGCUCGCCACCAUCAUCACUGAAGGGCCGGCCCGCGGCCCCGCCCACCGACUGCUGAGGACUUUAUGCCGUUCUGUUGAAAUACAGACUGGAUUCAAACCGAGGCGUUCUCUCUGACGUUACGCUGAAGCUGGUCUCCACUGUGCAGUCUGGACCGAUAGGACGAAGGCGGGGUUUCGGAUGGCGGCGUUACGACGCAGGAAUAUGACAUCAUGACGUCACGCUAAACGUGAGUCCAGCACGGAACACUGGCUGCUGAAACAUGGCGGGUCUGACAGGUCCCUGACCAAUCAGCAGACAGCAUGGCCGUUCCGUUCUGUGCCAGGUCCUCCCGUACCGUUCCAGACCGUUCCGUACCGGUACCAGAACAUGCUGCACAGUGGAACCCUGGAACACUCGAACAGUUUUCAGAUGUUGAACUUGUACGAGCAAUGAUGACCUGAAACCAACACCACCCUCAACACCGCCCUGUGAACAACGCCAUGACCACCGCCCUGAACAGUGGAGCCUGCCGAGCUGCUGCUUCACGUUAUGAGCUUUGUUGAACUGGACCAACAGUUUGCUCCAGAACACAGUGGAGUCUGGAAUGUAGCAGGGUCCAGAACUCUGUGGGGUCCACAACUCUGUGAGGUCCAGAACUCUGUGAGGUCCAGAACUCUGGGGUCCAGAACGCGGCGGUUGAAAUGAUAAUAAAGGUUUUUUGUCUGUGUUC